Messenger RNA from Agrilus planipennis (emerald ash borer), 1721 nucleotides. Its product is annotated as tudor and KH domain-containing protein homolog. The transcript is spliced from 6 exons. Gene Ontology annotation, biological process: spermatogenesis. Bases 201 to 1598 code for a protein of 465 amino acids. The record is from RefSeq and is a predicted model, not a curated record. Lineage: Eukaryota; Metazoa; Arthropoda; Insecta; Coleoptera; Buprestidae. Gene Ontology annotation, molecular function: RNA binding.
UGGAUUAGAUUGUAGUUUGCAGCAAAAUUUAUCCUUUAUUGGUUAACCUAAUCAUUCAAAGUUGAAUUUGCCGUAAAAAUCAAAUAAUAAUGUGUAAAAAUAUAAUUGGUACGAUGAAAUAAACCUAUUGAACAAUCAGUGCGGUUUUCGAGCGUAACGUUUCAUGGUGCCUUUAAUUUUGCUCAUUAUAUUUACCCGAUAUGCAGUUUGUUAAUCCCAGAAUAGCAGCUACAAUAUUAGGAUUGUCAAUAUGUGCUAGCUAUGUGGUGUAUCUAUUAUACAAAAGAGAUGACGAUGAUGAUGAUAUCGACGGCUCUUUGCCCAUAAGAGCAAAUUAUAAGACACUAGAAGUAAAAAUUCCAAAACCUAUGGUAAACGUCCUAAUAGGAAGAAAUGGGAAAAACAUCAAAUCAGUUGAAGCAGAGACCAACACAAGAAUUCAUUUCAAAGAUAGUGAUGAACAUAAAGAGCAAAUUUGCAUUGUCAAAGGCAAAGCAGAUGAUUGCUACAGAGCUGAAAAUAUUAUUCAAGAGUUCCUAUCAAAUCAAACUAUUAUUGAAUGUGAUGAAAUGUGGAUAGAACAGCAGUAUAUUGGUAAAAUAAUUGGUAGAUGUGGAGAGCAGAUAACAGAUAUCAUUGCUAGAUCUGGAGCAAAAGUUAACGUAUCUGAUGGAGACAGAUAUGAAUCCACUCGUAGAAUCAUUAUCAAAGGUUCAAAAAGUCAAAUAGAUGUAGCCAAAUCUUUAAUAAACGAGAUAGUAGAGAAGUGCCAAUCACGUCAGUCGCAGCUAGAUGAGUCUCUAUCACGAAGGGAACCAAGACUCCCCCCAAAGGCUCCCAGUCCCAAUCCCUCUGAAGCCCUAGGUUUCGAAAAAAUUUCUCCAUCACCUGGACAGUCAGAAUCUCCUUUUGAAGUUUAUGUGUCUGCAAUGAUAGAUCCGUCCCACUUCUGGGUCCAAAUAGUGGGUCCCAAAGCUACAGAACUCGAUCAACUAGUCGAAGAAAUGACGGAAUACUACAACAAUCCAAAUAACGUUGAAUUUCACAUACUUCAAAAGGUCGAACCUGGAGAUCUGGUGGCCGCACUGUUUCCUUAUGACAGCAAAUGGUAUAGGGCAGAAGUUCUUGCCGUUCACGCAGAGAACGGUAAAGAGCCUCAUGCUGAGUUGUAUUUCCUAGACUAUGGCGAUACAGACGUGUGCCCCUCAAAGUCGAUUUACGAACUACGUACUGACUUCUUGAGAUUACAUUUUCAAGCCAUCGAAUGCUAUUUGGCGCGAGUCGAACCCGCGGGGGAGUGUUGGUCCGACGAAGCAAUCGACUAUUUUGAAGAGUGUACGCAUGUUGCACAAUGGAAAAAGCUUUCGGCACGAAUAAAUGGUUAUCAUAACCGACAGAAAACGAGAGCUAAACGCGAGGUGUCUCCUGUCCCCGGACUCGACUUGUACGAUGUCGUCAACAAUCAGGACUUGAACGUGGCGCAGAACCUGGUGGAGCACGGCUACGCCGUAUUCAAAGAGGACGAGGGGAGAUCGAGCAGAGCAUCAAGUAUUAACAAUGUAAACGCAACAACAGCACCAGAGUCCACAGUGGCGUAGCCAUGAGGAGGAUCUUCUGAAGGCAAGUAGUCAAUAUGUCUUGCUUUAAUAGUAUUUUUUUUUUCUGUAUAUAGAAAUGGUCCCGUUCAUUUUUUAAUAAUAAUAAAGUAAUUUUGUAAGGUA